AUGGCAUCUCAAACCGCAGCAUGGACCCUCACUGGCCAAAGAGGAAUCUCAAGUCUCAAAUUCGUUGAGAAUCAUCCUCUACCUGCUCUGGGGCACCACGAUGUACGGGUCAGAAUUCAUGCAGCAUCUUUAAAUUACCGUGGUAUUGCUAUUGCCUUGGGAAAAUUCGGUCUGACUAUCAAAGACAACAUUGUUCCAGCAUCCGACGGAGCGGGUGUUGUAGAGGCCGUUGGUUCCCAAGUCUGCAAUCUUAAGCCUGGGGAUAAAGUUUGCACCCAUAUGACAACCCAUAUGGCCGAUGAUACGCCCGCUACCUUUGCUGAUAUAGGGGCCGGUCUUGGUCAGCACGUAGACGGGACCUUACAGAGCCAUGGCAUAUACCAUGAAACGUCGGUGGUGAAGAUGCCUGACAACCUGUCUUUCGAGGAAGCGGCUACAUUAACUUGUUCUGGUCUAACGGCAUGGAAUGCAUUGUUUGGUCUUAAAGGGAGAGAGCCCAAGAAGGGUAGUUUUGCCCUGGCUUCGGGUGCGACGGUGAUAGCAACAACCAGCAACGACGAUAAAGCGUCCAAGUUCAAAUCACUAGGUGCACACCACGUCAUCAACUACAAAUCCACGCCUGACUGGGGAACAACCGCAAAAGGUUUUACCCUUGGUGGCCAAGGCGUAGACUUGAUUGUCGAUGUGGGCGGUGCAUUUACCCUUCAUCAGUCACUCAAGGCUAUCAGGCCGGAGGGAGGUAUCGCACUAGCAGGACUUUUAGGCGGAGCGUCCAAUCCCGAUAUGCCCAGUCUGAUGGACGGUCUGAGUUAUCUUUGCACCUCGCGUGGAUUGCUCCUUGGGACCCGAGUUCAGUUCCAGGCCAUGAAUCAUUUCAUUGAAGAGAAUGGCAUUAGGCCCCUAAUUGAUGAAGAGGUGUUUGGUCUACACGAGGUGAGAGAGGCAUAUGAGCAUCUCGAGCAACAGAAGCAUUUUUCGAAAGUUGUUGUCAAGAUUUGCUAG
This is a messenger RNA of Aspergillus pseudonomiae, 1002 nucleotides long. Its product is annotated as zinc-dependent alcohol dehydrogenase family protein. Lineage: Eukaryota; Fungi; Ascomycota; Eurotiomycetes; Eurotiales; Aspergillaceae. The record is from RefSeq and is a predicted model, not a curated record. The transcript is spliced from 3 exons. Gene Ontology annotation, molecular function: oxidoreductase activity. Bases 1 to 1002 code for a protein of 333 amino acids.